GGGGCAGAGCGGGCGCGCGAGUGGAGCUGGCACGGGGGCGAGCGCGGCUGGGUAGUUGGGCAGUUGAGUCUCACUGAAGACUCUAGGAAAGCCCAAUUGAUUAAGCCAUAACCCGCGUUACAGAGGAGCCUUAAGUGUUCUUGUUUUCUUCGUCACCCCUUAUCGUGUCAAACCCCGGCAACCUCCACGAGUACGCGCCCAGAAUGGUGGAAUAAUAUUCCCGAGGCCGAUGGUGACGACGUGUAAAUUUAUCCGAUUGAGAAGCCAUAACUUUGUUUUGUUUAUGCAUGUCUAUUAUCCACAUUGGGCGUUAGAUUUUCCUGUUUUCUCCUGACCAGUGCACGGUCUGAAUCUUGCAUUUCGGAUUGUAGGACAGGAAAUGCGUGUGGCCGUGAUUGGAGCUGGAGUGAUUGGUCUGUCUUCAGCUCAGUGCAUCAUUAAUUGCACACAUCCCACAGCCAAACCACUGACCGUCGUUGUUUAUGCAGAUACUUUUACACCAAAUACCACCAGCGAUGGAGCUGCUGGAUUCUGGCAACCGUAUGUUGUUGAUGAGGGGAAACCAGAGGAAGUGAAGUGGAACAAAGAAACAUUUGAUUACCUACUGAGUUACUUGCAUUCACCUGAUGCCAAUGAGAUGGGUUUGUUUUUGCAGUCUGGGUACAACCUCUUCAAAGAGCCCAUGCCAGAUCCAUCCUGGAAAGACACUGUUUUGGGAUUUAGACACUUGACAGCAAAAGAGCUCAAACUCUUUCCUGGAUUUAGCUACGGUUGGUUUAACACUUCACUAAUGUUGGAGGGAAAGAGCUACCUACCAUGGAUGAUGGCAAAAUUAAAAGAACAGGGUGUCCAGUUUGUUAAAAAGAAAAUUACUUCUUUCAAGGAGUUAGCCCCAGCUUUUGAUGUGAUUGUGAAUUGUACGGGCAUCCGUGCUCAAGAGCUGCAGCCAGACCCAGAGCUGAAGCCUGCUCGAGGACAGAUCUUAAAGGUUCAUGCACCAUGGAUGAAGCACUUUGUUGUUUCACAUGAUAUCAAAGCUGGGGUUUAUUCCAUGCCAUAUAUUUUACCAGGAAGCAAAUUGGUAACCAUGGGAGGAAUCUUCCAACUUGGGAACUGGAAUGAGGAGAACAAUGCUGAAGACCACAACAAAGUCUGGGAAGGUGGCUGCAAACUUGUACCUAGCCUGAAGAAUGCCAGAAUAGUAGAAGAUUGGACUGGACUUCGACCUGUCCGUAGCAGGAUCCGCUUAGAACGACAGAUGUUCAAUUCAGGACCAACGAAAUUUGAGGUGAUUCACAACUAUGGUCAUGGAGGCUAUGGCCUGACUAUCCACUGGGGCUGUGCCAUGGAAGUAGCAAACAUCUUCAACAAGAUCCUGCAGGAGACGAAGCCCAGUUGGAAAAUGCCAUCCCGACUGUAAUUAGUCUCAAUCACACAUACUGUUGUGUGAUCCCGUGGAUAUAAUUUCUGUAGUGAUGAUCUGGUGAACAGUGGCUGUACUUAGUGGUUAUCAGCAAAUAUGUAAUCCACUAUAAUCUCCAAAAUUCCCAGGCUCUCCUCCUUAAAUGCUCUUCCAACUAUUGGUCUGCACCCAAGCAUCUUUGUACCAAAUUUUUCCUCCCAGCUAUUCCUCAAAUAAUUAUGUAAAUUUUAAAGUAGGACAUUUUUGUGGUCACAAAAAUUUUAUUAAUCCAUUAAGCAUUAAUAUUAAAUUGAUUAUUUCAGGAUACCAUUUUAAGAACCAAACAUUUCUCAUAGUGAAACACAAAUGGUGAGCAACACUGCUGCACCUAGACAAAUCAGUCUAGGUGUUAGUUUGCCCUUGCCUCUCCUCAAAGAUCCUGACAAAUCAUGUCUGGAGAAAUUAACAGCAUAAUUUAAAACAAAUUUAGAGAAAUUUGUAAUUUGCACCAAUUUGAACAUAGUCUGACUUUCAUCAGCUACCACAGAACUUAGGAAAAUUUGUGAUUUUACAAUUCUGUUCUUGCUUAUUGUGUCAGCAUCGUUACCUAAAUUGAAAUUUAAAACUAUUAAGCCAAUGAUUAAGACCUGAUUGUCUCAAAAGUUAUUCAUCUAGAGUUAAUUUAAUAACCAGUAAAGUAAAUGGGUAAAUAUAGAAUAAGGAACCAGUGACUUCAAAAAUCUGUUAACAAAGAUAAUAUAUUUCUACCGUACUUCUGACUGAUCACUGUAAUUGUUUCAUGAAAUGUUUUAAAUUUAAUAAAUAUACCAUCUAUAUGUUAACAAAUUUUAAAUAAUUGAGAAUUAAGGGUGGUGAACACCAUUGAAAUUGCUCUAAUGCACUUUUACAUUAGCAAUAAAUAAAUGCCAGUUUUUUGGUAAAAGUAAAUGCUAUAAUUGAUUUGCCAGUUGUUCACAGCAAUGAGGAACCUCAUAAUGGUCUUGUUCAAUUUGCUAAUAACCUAUCAACUAACAUUUUUAUAAAUUUAUAAUGGAUUCAAUAAAAUUGAAAAUGAAUUACUAAAGAAUCUUUAUUAAAUAAAGUGUUUUUUGUAAUUUAAAUGCAAACAUUACUAUGAAUAAGUACAAUUUUGUCCUGAUAAUUUGAAGUAUCUUAUUUACAUCAAUCAGAAUAAGCUGUCUAUCUGUGACAGGCUAUCAUGCAAAUGCUGCAUAUUUGUAAACAAUAACAUGUUCCAGUUCACCACAUAUAGAACAAGUAAAUACAUUCAAGCACAAGACAGCAGUUACCUGAUAUACAUAAGCAUCUAUCUGUAGGUGAACACUGAAUAUCAAAGCACAGUGCAUCCUCACAUUUGAACUCACACUGAACAUGUUCUUAUACUUUGUAGAAAAAUGUGAACACAAGUCAUCCAGAUAACAACAGACGUAUUUUGUAACAGGCAAAUAUUGAUAUCCACACCUUGGGCAGAGAGAACAUGAAAGGCUCAGCCCUCUCAGACACUUGACUGAAGCCUUCAUUAAGUUUAGAGAUCAAUGUUAUGAAGUUUUGCUUAUGACUAAAAAGCAAAGACUGCAGCUCAAAUCUUACUUCUCAGAAAAUGAGUGGUUGAACAUAGGGAGUCAAUCAUAAUUCAUUAGAUAAUAUUCCCAAAUGUGCGUAUUUCCAGUCUUCAAAUUUGCAUUUGCAAAUGGAUUAUAAUUGUGUAUGUUAGUAACAAACUCAAACUUUUGUUUGAUUUCUUUAACACCAUUAUAGAGGCCGAUUUAAAUCCAGUGAACUUAAAGGCUGCAUAUACAGUUAAAAAAUAACUAGAUUGUCUAUUAGAUAAAAUAUUAAACAACUUCAAUGACAACACAAAGAGAAAUUCAAAUUAAGAGAGUUUACAAGUGGUCAGCUUAUUGCGGGCCUCAGGUGGUUACAGUGUGAAAUAUAACAAGCAUUAUUUUCAUGCUGCAUUGCACUCACUGGGUUGAUGUGGUUUAUAUAAAUUACUGAAAGUUGCAGGCCAGAGUCUAUUCAGGAAUGAUACCCUGAACCAUGUGAAAUUGAAAAGGGUAUAAAAGUCAUCUGAACUCUCAAUUUUUAUGUAUUAUAAACAAAUAGAUUUCUUGUAAUGUUGCUCAUGAGUAGACCAGGAUGCAGAGUGCAGAUUUGGAUGUUUACCACAGUCCUGUUCCAGAAUCAACAAAAGUAGUUAGUCUAUAGUGUAAUACAGAAACAGUACUUUACUGACAAUGUAUCUCCAUUACUUUUACACAUUGAGAAUGUAAAAUACAGGCUUCACAAUAUAUCUACAGUACCAGUUUAUCAUUAUACAGACCUGUUUAAUCUGCUCAUUUUUUUCCUAAUUUCUAGUAUUAUUUAACAAUGCAGAUACCUUAUUUUGUUGCCGACAUUCCACAGUCUUAAAAACAUUUGGUUUAUUUAUCUGAUUAGAAAAAAAAUUGUGCUUCUCUCUUUCUCGUCCCUCUUGCUGGAAUUGAUGUUGGCCCUCUACUGCCUUUUAUUCAUUGCUGAAUCUCCAAUGAUCUGUGUUUGAUCAAACAAUAAGCGACUAGAUCCAGCUAACUAACUUCUGAGAUGAGCAUCACAGUAUUUAAUGGCAAAGUGUGAGGUAAACACUGUAUUGUUUAGCUUCUACUCAUUUUAUCUCUAGCCCUCUUUAAUAGAAAAGCUGUUUUUAUUUAAUUGCUCGACAAUAACUUGCUGAAAAACUAUUAACCAAGAAAUAUUUUGCUAUAAAAACUGAAAAUGCUAGAAGGAAAUGUCUGUGAAGAAAAGUACAAACCUAGCAUUUCAGGUUCAUCACUUGACUUUAGAGACUCAGACCAACACCAGAAUGGAAUCAAAAUGCAACCGUUUUAUUAUUACUGUUCUUACUGAACCAAUUAUUCUUUGUAUUCACUUUAUUUUUAAAAAAUAAAAUGCUAGAAGAAAAGUGAUUAACCUGUAAUGUUCACUGUUUCUAUAUUCAUUGAAGCUAGCUGACCUGCUGAAUAUUUCCAACAUUUUCUGUUUUUUUUUGCAUCUGCAACUUUUUCAAACUUGAUUUCAACUCAGUCUCUGCACACUUACCACCAAGUUGACGUUCAAAGUAUUUUUAUACCAAGCAUCGCCUUAUAAACUUUUCAUACUUUUCUCUCAGACAAUUUAAAUACAAAGUUACACUUCAUUGUCACAGAUCACUGUGGCAUUAAGAAGGAAUCAGAAUCAAGUCAGUCUUUAACUUUGGUACCAGUUGAACACCACAAAAAAUAUAACCAACAUUUAUAACCAUGGCCAUUUUAGUGUGGACAUAAACUGACAUCAUGGCCACACGUUUCCAGUCAAUUGCAAUUUAUUUAAAGUACCCUCCCCUACACCCCACCUUUAGCAGAUGUCUCAACAUAGUUUAGUGUCUCUUAUUGUGUGGCUCAUUUUUUUCUCUUUCAACUUUAUGAUCGAAGAAUGGCACUGAGACAUUUUUUAAUGUUACAAAUGCAAUAUAAAUGGUAAUUAUGAUACAAACUGAGUAUAGCAAUCCUACAAAAACAAGGUGAAACUAGAGCUCUCACAAUGCCUCUAAUGUACAGAAGAACCAAAUUUGUUAAUAGUACUAAGGCCAGGGUGAAAUUUAGAGUCCAGUAUUUACAGUACCAGACAGAAGGACAGAUAUUAAUGAUGGAAACUUUUUAGAUGAAUAAGUAGCAAUAAUAUUUAUUUAUAGAACAAGCUCAGCUUUUAUAGUUUUUACAGUUCUAAAUGAUACAUCUUCCAUCCUAUUCUUUAUUGUAGAGACACACCCCCAGAUUAAAAGUGUGUGGCUUAAUUCCUGUAUUUCAGCAUAAAUUGGCUAUGUUGAUACUGCAGCAUUAAGCAAAUGAAGCACUUGCCAUCUUUCAAAUAAAAAAUGAGGCUGAAGUUCCAGCUAGCUGGCAGAUUGACAUUAAAGGUCUUGAUCUAAAACUUUACAGAUCCUCUAAAUGGAGAUGUCCAGAACACUUGCAGAAGGAGUUAAAAUGCCAUUUCCAAGGUUCCAAUGCUCCAUUACUAAAGUUCUGAAAGGAGAUCAAGAACCCUUGAAACUCAGCACAAUUAUUUUAUUCUAAGCAAGAGCAGGGUGUUUAGAAAUGAGGAACAUGUUGCUCAUUUUAUUGGGACUUGUGGGAUUUUGCAAUGAUCAUUCUUAAAUUCUAAGUGCUUCUGGAUUUUUUUUAGAUUUUCCAUUUCAAUACACAAGCAGCUUAUGUUGAGCAAAUGCAAUCAUAAUUUGCAAUUUAAAUCCCAGACCAAUUUCAAACAAUCAUUCUUUAAUCUCAGUUUUUCCUAACGAUUACAUGCAAGUUAGUGCCAUGUUCGAUUAUAUUUAAUAAGAUAUUCUAGCAUAAUGUGUUGAGCAUAAAUGAACACAGUUGGCAGAGUUCGUAAUAUAUUACUGAUUUUUAUUAAAAACCUAAUAGCUCUUACCAUGCCCAUUACUUCAUCUUCAACCAGUUAUUGUUUAUAUUUUUUUAUUCUCAGUGAAAGCGAUCACAACUUCUUCUAGAAGUGGAAAUUAAUAAGUAAAUCCAUAGGAUACUUGGUUAGAGAAUGUGAUGGGGCUAAGAUCCUCUCUACUUAUUUUAAAAUUGAGACACAGCGUGAGUAGGCCCACUGGCCCUUCAAGCCACACUGCCCCAGCAAUCCCCCAAUUUAACCCUAAUCGCGGGACAAUUUACAAUGACCAAUUAACCUACCAACCGGUAUGUCUAUCAACUGUGGGAUGAAACCAGAGCUCCCGGAGAAAACCCACGUAGUCACAGGGAGAAUGUACAUACUCCUUACAGGCAGCAGCAAGAAUCGAACCUUUGCCAAAUACUAUCAUAUUAUCCUAGUAGUAUUACUGAAACACUAAUGGAAAUACCGAAAAUCUGCAUUAAAAUUAAACAAUUCUAACAUGGGAAAUUGUUGGGAUCUAUUUAUUUACUUAUUGAGAUACAGUACAGGUCUGGUCCUUUGAGCCGCAGAGCCCAGCAACCCUGAUUUAAUCCUAGUCUAAUCACAGUACAAUUUACAAUGACCAAUUAGUCUACCAACCGAUACGUUUCACUUGAAACGUCAGUCUCUGUAGGUUCACGUUAAGUCAGUCUUGAUGGUAUCAUCUUCUUAGCAUCAGAGACAGGCCAAUUCUGACAAUUGUCAACAAGGUAUAAUCAAGUUUAAUAUGGGAUUAGCAACAUAGAAUGGCCUGUUGUGACAGGUAAGCAACAGGUUAGUGCAAGACAGCUGACAAAAGCAGCAGGAGAUGGCACUGCAGGACAUCACUGCUUCACUACAGAAGAGUUUUAUUGUGACAUUACCAGUUUGGCAGUAUAUCUGAUUGAAGUUUAGUGCAUGACUAUCAGUAUACAUAAACAUUGCAGUAAAAAAACUAAGAUUCCCAUAAAGAGGUGCAACCCCAUACAUUUUUAUUGUUUUAAAGUGACAGGUUUAUUAAGCAAUCUCAGUGCAUGAUACGGUAUUACAGACAAACCUUGCUGAUACAAACUGGCCUUCAAUGGCAUCUCCUGAUACAGUGGCAUAGGCUUCCUGCAGCAUCAGACUCACAUACUGGAAACUAUCUUUUUUAAUAUGCUGUUCAUGUAAUGAUAAAAAGGCAGCCUAUUAUCUGCACACACAGUAACAUCUCCAGAG
Hypanus sabinus (Atlantic stingray) is the source of this 7078-nucleotide messenger RNA. RefSeq names its product D-amino-acid oxidase-like. NCBI's taxonomy places the organism in Eukaryota, Metazoa, Chordata, Chondrichthyes, Myliobatiformes, Dasyatidae. Gene Ontology annotation, molecular function: FAD binding; D-amino-acid oxidase activity. The transcript has 11 exons. The record is from RefSeq and is a predicted model, not a curated record. The coding region runs from base 380 to 1420 and encodes 346 amino acids.